Lindgomyces ingoldianus is the source of this 881-nucleotide messenger RNA. RefSeq lists its product as uncharacterized. Lineage: Eukaryota; Fungi; Ascomycota; Dothideomycetes; Pleosporales; Lindgomycetaceae. The record is from RefSeq and is a predicted model, not a curated record. The coding region runs from base 71 to 811 and encodes 246 amino acids. The transcript has 2 exons.
CUCCCCCAAACUUCCCAAAGUCUGCAUAGCCUUAAGAGACCAUGCAGUUCUCGCGCAUGCACACUCAACAAUGGCGCCCAGAAUAGACGACCGCUGGCUUUGGCUCGGCCUUGGCGUAUUCACUUUCAUCGCUAUAAAAGGCGUAGCCCACGGUCUUCGCACCAUCGUGCACCUAACCGAAGUUCACACCAAGCCGCCACAACCCUCAAACCCCCUCCCCGCGCGCGGCAAAGAAGACGCCAUAAAAACCGCCUCGCUCGAAAUCCUCGCCACAUGUGACAAUGUCGAGAUCCGCAAAGCCGCGACCAAGAUCCUGUGCGAGCGGUUCUUUGCGCACGGGCCCUCGCGCACUAGACUGCUAAGAGAGCUUAGCAGUCCAAAUGCUACGGUGCAGCGUAGAGCGAGACUUGCGUUUAAUCUGCUUUGUGAUUAUGGCGUCGUACAAGAGGUUGUUUUGCCGCCUACGCCGCGCACCCUGAGAGCUGAGAGACGUCCGGAUCCGAAUGCCACGUUGACAUGGUUGGAUGGGCGGACGAAUCGGCCGAGGAAUCAUGAAGGAAGUAGUGCUGAGGAGAGGGAUUUGCGAAGGAGGAGGCGAGAGGCUAUGGUGAUAAACGAAGGGGAUAGGCCAGUUAGUCAAGAGGAUGUUUGGAUGAGAGAUGGAACUGGCAGAAUGAGUUCGGAGGAGACUAGGGAUCCUAGGGAGUUGUACGCCGAUUUGAGGAGAUUGGCGGAUGCCCUGGCAAGUGCGGAUCAGACGGCUGAGGGGCUGAGGGUGAGGCUGGAACAUUUGGGUUUCGAUACGGAGUGAACUGGAGGGACCGGGAAUCGUGGGGAUUCAUUUGCAUUUGAUACCCUAGGCGUUGGUGCUUUGAUUUUGC